AUGGUGGCUGCAAGUGUAACCAUACAAGUUGAGUCUGAAGUGGCAGCAAAGAGAUUGUGGAAUGCGCUAGUGAAGGAUCACAGUCUCAUUGCCAGGGAAAUGCCAGAGUUAUGUACAGGAGUCACAUUUCUCCAAGAGUAUGAUAUAGUAAAUGAUAGUACAGGCGCGACGGAGUUUAGCUAUGUGAAGGAGCGCGUGGACGUUGUUGAUGAAGAAAAUUUUAUAUACAGCUACACCGACUUGGAGGGAGGAGAGCUGGGAAAGAAUUUGAAAUCUGCUCAGUUCACCCUUAAGAUGAGUCCAAAGGCAGAGGGUGGAAGCGUUGUGACUCACAUCUGCAACUUUGACACUCUCCCUGGCGUUCCACAAGAGGAAUCCAAACUUGAAGCGAUGAAAGCCCAGCUCACCGCUUUGUUUAAGAAGAUGGAAGCAUAUGUCAUCGCUAACCCCACUUUAUAUAAUGCAUGA
This is a messenger RNA of Cryptomeria japonica (Japanese cedar), 468 nucleotides long. Its product is annotated as pathogenesis-related protein 1-like. Gene Ontology annotation, molecular function: abscisic acid binding; signaling receptor activity; protein phosphatase inhibitor activity. Bases 1 to 468 code for a protein of 155 amino acids. Gene Ontology annotation, cellular component: cytoplasm; nucleus. The transcript has 2 exons. The record is from RefSeq and is a predicted model, not a curated record. Gene Ontology annotation, biological process: abscisic acid-activated signaling pathway; defense response. Lineage: Eukaryota; Viridiplantae; Streptophyta; Pinopsida; Cupressales; Cupressaceae.